This is a messenger RNA of Mesocricetus auratus (golden hamster), 6186 nucleotides long. RefSeq names its product ATPase phospholipid transporting 10D (putative) (gene Atp10d). Gene Ontology annotation, cellular component: plasma membrane. The transcript has 23 exons. Bases 211 to 4524 code for a protein of 1437 amino acids. The record is from RefSeq and is a predicted model, not a curated record. Lineage: Eukaryota; Metazoa; Chordata; Mammalia; Rodentia; Cricetidae. Gene Ontology annotation, biological process: phospholipid translocation. Gene Ontology annotation, molecular function: ATPase-coupled intramembrane lipid carrier activity; ATP binding; ATP hydrolysis activity.
CGCUCAGCACGCGGAGCUGGAGAACUGAGAAGUCGGUUUUGUUCUGCUUCUCAAAGACAAAUGUCUGGCUUGGAAGCAUAACUCGCCCCGCCCUUUGGAUUCCUGCUCGGUUCUCUUCUGGCACCUUGGGAUCCGUUGUGACCAUGCUGUGAUGAGCGCCCAGGGAGGGACAGAUUGCCUGCACCACCCGGGUCUCCCUGCGUCCUGGACAUGACUGAGCUUCUUCAGUGGGCCAGACAUCACUGGCAUCGGCUGAUGAAUGGGAGAACCCAGGAUGAAGAUGAGAGGCCGUACAACUAUUCCUCGCUGCUUGUCUGUGGGGGCAAGUCCUCCCAGACCCCCAAACCUGCAGGAAAGCACCGCAUUGUCAUACCUCACCUUCAGUGCUUCAAAGAUGACUAUGAAAGGUUUUCCGGAACCUACAUGAAUAACCGAAUACGGACAACCAAGUAUACACUUCUCAAUUUUGUGCCAAGAAACUUAUUUGAGCAGUUUCACAGGGCUGCCAAUUUAUACUUCCUGUUUCUUGUGGUCCUGAACUGGGUGCCUUUGGUAGAAGCCUUCCAAAAGGAAAUCACGAUGCUGCCACUGGUGGUGGUGCUAACAAUUAUUGCAAUUAAAGACGGCUUGGAAGACUACCGAAAAUACAAAAUCGACAAGCAGGUCAACAAUUUAAUAACCAAAGUUUACAGUAGGAAAGAAAAAAAGUACAUUGACUGUUGCUGGAAAAACGUCACCGUGGGGGACUUCAUUCGCCUCUCGUGCAACGAGAUCAUCCCUGCAGACAUGGUCUUACUCUUCUCCACAGACCCUGAUGGCAUCUGUCACAUCGAGACUUCUGGCCUUGAUGGAGAGAGCAAUUUAAAGCAGAGGCAGGUGGUGCGUGGGUAUGCAGAGCAGGACUCUGAAGUUGAUCCUGAGAAGUUUUCCAGUAGGAUAGAAUGUGAAAGUCCAAACAAUGACCUCAGCAGAUUCCGAGGCUUUCUGGAACACUCCAACAAAGAACGCGUGGGUCUCAGCAAAGAGAACUUACUGCUAAGGGGAUGCACCAUUCGAAACACGGAGGCUGUUGUGGGCAUCGUGGUCUAUGCAGGUCAUGAGACCAAAGCGAUGCUGAACAACAGUGGACCACGGUACAAGCGCAGUAAAUUAGAGAGAAGAGCGAAUACAGAUGUCCUCUGGUGUGUCCUGCUUCUGGUCGUAAUGUGUUUAACUGGUGCGAUUGGUCAUGGAAUAUGGCUGAGCAGGUAUGAAAACAUGCUAUUUUUUAACAUCCCUGAGCCGGAUGGACGUGUCUUAUCACCUGUGUUGACUGGAUUCUACGUGUUUUGGACCAUGAUUAUCUUGUUGCAGGUCUUGAUUCCCAUUUCUCUCUAUGUGUCCAUUGAAAUCGUGAAGCUUGGACAGAUCUAUUUUAUUCAAAGCGAUGUAGACUUCUACAAUGAGAAAAUGGAUUCUACUAUUCAGUGUCGAGCUCUGAACAUCACCGAAGAUCUUGGACAGAUCCAAUACCUCUUUUCUGAUAAGACAGGAACUCUCACUGAGAAUAAGAUGGUUUUUCGAAGAUGUAGUGUAGCAGGAUUUGACUACUGCCAUGAAGAAAAUGCCAAGAGGCUCGAGUCCUACCAGGAAGCUGUCUUUGAAGAGGAUGAAUGCACAGACACUCUCGGUGGCUCCCUCAGCAACAUGGCUAAACCCAGAGCAUACAGCUGCAGGACGGUUCACAGGGGCCCUUUGGGAAGCAAGCACUCAACUCAUCUCUCUGGGAGCACUACUGCCUUAGGAAAUGGAGAAGGAUCUGAGGAAGUGCCUCAUUCCAGACAGGCUGCAUUCAGUAGCCCCAUUGAAACAGACGUGGUACCAGAUACCAGACUUUUGGACAAGUUUAGCCAGAUUACCCCUCAGCUCUUUGCCCCGCUGGAUGGGACCAUGCAGAGUCCACCCCUGGAGAUUUUGUACAUCAUGGAUUUCUUCAUUGCACUGGCAAUUUGCAACACGGUGGUGGUUUCUGCUCCUAACCAGCCUCGGCAAAAGAUUGGGCUCUCCUCACUGAGUGGAAUGCCCAUCAAGUCCUUGGAAGAGAUUAAAAACAUCUUCCAGAAAUUGUCGGUCCGGAGAUCAAGUUCACCGUCUCUUGCCUGUGGGAAGGACCCGACUUCUGGGACUCCUUCUGCCUUUGUGAGCAGAAUCUCUUUCUUUAGUCGAACAAAACUGUCACCUCCUAUGGAGGACGAGUCUUCCCAGAUGGGUGAAAGCCCCCAGGCCAGUAACUCAGCUUGCUGUACAGAAACCGAGGCACAAAACAGUGCCGUUGGACUCACCAUUGACUCAGCUGAUGCCCUAAGUGGACCACCGCCCUUGGCUUCCAACCUGUGUUAUGAAGCUGAGAGUCCCGAUGAAGCAGCCUUGGUGUACGCCGCCAGGGCUUACCACUGCACUUUACGGUCUCGGACCCCAGAGCAGGUCAUGGUGGACUUCCCUGCUUUGGGCUCACUAACAUUUCAACUCUUACACAUCCUUCCCUUUGACUCGGUAAGGAAAAGAAUGUCGGUCGUGGUCCGGCAUCCUCUUUCCAAACAAGUCGUGGUGUAUACAAAGGGUGCUGAUUCUGUGAUCAUGGAGUUGCUGUCAGUGGCUUCCCCAGAUGGAACAAAUCUGGAAAAACACCAGAUGGCAAUAAGAGAGAAAACCCAGAGCCACCUGGAUGAGUAUGCCAAACGAGGGCUGCGCACUUUAUGUAUAGCUAAGAAGGUCAUGAGCGACACUGAAUAUGCAGAGUGGCUGAGGAAUCACUUUUUAGCUGAGACCAGCAUUGACAACAGGGAAGAAUUGCUGGUUGAAUCUGCCAUGAGACUAGAGAACAAACUCACAUUACUUGGUGCUACCGGCAUUGAAGACCGUCUGCAGGAGGGAGUCCCCGAGUCUAUAGAAGCCCUUCACAAAGCUGGCAUCAAGAUCUGGAUGCUGACAGGGGACAAGCAGGAGACAGCUAUCAACAUAGCUUAUGCAUGCAAACUCCUGGAGCCAGAUGACAAGCUCUUCAUCCUCAACACACAGAGUAAAGGUGCCUGUGAGAUGCUGAUGAGCGCAAUUCUGGACGAACUGCAGAAGAGAACUCAGGCCUCUCCCGAGCCGGCAUCACUAAGAAAGGACUUCUGUCAGUCUCCUGACCGCCAGGGCUCUGGACGUGCUGGGCUCAUUAUCACAGGGAAAACCCUGGAGUUUGCCCUGCAGGAGAGUCUGCAAAGGCAGUUCCUGGAGCUGACUGCAUGGUGCCAAGCUGUGGUCUGCUGCCGAGCCACGCCCCUGCAAAAAAGUGAGGUGGUGAAAUUGGUUCGGAACCAUCUCCACGUGAUGACCCUGGCCAUUGGUGAUGGCGCUAAUGAUGUUAGCAUGAUCCAAGUGGCCGACAUUGGGAUAGGUGUCUCAGGUCAAGAAGGCAUGCAGGCCGUGAUGGCCAGUGACUUUGCCAUCUCUCAGUUCAGGCAUCUCAGCAAGCUCCUUCUUGUGCAUGGGCACUGGUGUUACGCACGACUCUCCAACAUGAUUCUCUAUUUUUUCUACAAGAAUGUGGCCUACGUGAACCUCCUCUUCUGGUACCAGUUCUUCUGUGGGUUUUCAGGCACAUCUAUGACUAACUGUUGGGUUCUGAUCUUCUUCAACCUCCUCUUCACAUCUGUGCCCCCCAUCAUUUAUGGCGUGUUGGAGAAAGACGUAUCUGCGGAGACCCUCCUGCAGCUCCCUGAACUUUACCAGAGUGGUCAGCACUCGGAGGCGUACUCACCUCUCACCUUCUGGAUCACCUUGUUGGAUGCCUUCUAUCAAAGUCUAGUCUGCUUUUUUGUGCCUUACUUUACCUACCAGGGCUCUGACAUUGACAUCUUUACAUUUGGGAAUCCCCUCAACACGGCAGCUCUGUUCAUCAUUCUCCUCCACCUGGUGAUAGAAAGCAAGAGUCUGACUUGGAUCCACGUGCUGGUCAUGGUUGGGAGCAUCUUGUCCUACUUUUUCUUUGCCUUGGCUUUUGGAGCCUUGUGUGUAACUUGCAACCCACCAUCCAACCCCUACUGGAUUAUGCAGAAGCACAUGCUGGACCCAGUGUUCUACUUAGUUUGUGUUCUUACAACCUGUGUAGCACUUCUGCCUAGGUUUCUAUACCGAGUUCUUCAGGGAUCCGUGUUCCCAUCUCCAGUUCUGAGAGCCGCGUACUUGGACAGACUAGCUCCAGAGGAGAGGGCAGAAGCUCUCAAGAAAUGGAGAGGGACUGCAAAGAUCACCCAAGUGGCAUCUAAGUAUGCCAGCCAAUCAGCUGCUGAGUCAGGAAGACCCAGGCCUGACCCUUCGGCUGCCCUUCCCAUGAAGUCAGCAGCAGCCUGUGCUGUUGAGCAAGAAGACUUCCCUACAUGUGAGACUGUGCUAGACGUUGGCUACUCUGAACCAGGCGUCUCAAAGGUGACUGAGCUCAGCAUGUUAAGAACACAAGAUACCCAGCCUAGAGUUGCAGGUAAUCUUUCACACUUGUAAGGAUUCAGAGGACAUGUCUCUCAACAGUGAGGAUCGGAUCACUGGUGUUUUUGUGCAAGGGGAUAUCGGCAUUUUACUAGGCAUGGAAAAGCCAGUACCGUGUCUGCAGUCAUAUACCUGUGUGCACAUUUGUAAGCAAGGGAUAGUGUCUGACCUCAGCAGAAUGCAAGAAGGGGAAAUAUUUAAUUCAGGAUCACAUGUUGCUUUAAUGAAAGUUUUUAGGCUUUGUAAAGGAAUUUUAAUUGUCUUAUAAGUGCAAGCCUUAUCUAGUGAAUUCAUUUGAAAUAUACUUAUUUUAUAGGUCACUCUCAUGCAUUUGGAGAAUGCUUUAAGUGAGAGCCAUCAUGAAUUUUAAUUUAAGAUACAAAAAGUACUUUUAAGACUAGUUCAUUAUAUAGCUGGAUGGUGACACACAUCUUUGAUCCCAGCUCUUGGAAGGCAGAGGCAGGCCAAUCUCCGAGUUCAAGGCCAGCCUAAACUACAGAGCUAUUACUUCCAGAACAGCCAAGGCUGUUACUCAGAGAAACCCUGUCUCAAAAAACCAAAACUAACCAACCAAACAAAAAAACCUGCUUUAUUAGGAAAACCCAUUAAUUUAAAGACAAUUUCCUAAGACCUUUUGUUUUCUUUGAGAAGCAGCCUUUGGUCCCCAGCUAAAGGUGUUUAGCAGCCCCCUCUGCUCAGCUCAGUCCGGUGCUGAAGCAGAGCCUUCGUAGGGAAGGGAAAGAAGAGGUCAAGUGUUUCCAACAGCACCAAGCUCCCUUCUGCUCUUUCCACUGCUAAGAGAAGACAUGUGAGCGCCCCAUGUGCAGGUGUUGUCAAUCAGGAAACACAAUCAGCAGAGCCUACAGACUGUGAGCAACUUCCCAAGUUCCAAAACUGAUGAUCCCCACACCAGCAUGAGACAAUCAUCUUCAAAACAGUCUCCCAGAGACCCUCUGAGAGUUCAUCAUUCUAACAGUGCUCAGCAACUUGACUGCAUUGUAGCCUCUACAGAAUGAGAUGCGAGUUGACACUGAUACAGGUUAUGCUCAGUGGCAGUUCCAAGGCUCUUAGACAAUUAACAUAUUUAAGAGUAGAAAUGUCUCAUCUGGGCGUUGGUGGCGCACGCCUCUAAUCCCACACUCAGGAGGUGGAUCUCUGUGAGUUUGAGGCAAGCCUGGUCUACAGAGCGAGUUCCAGGACAGCCUCCAAAACAAUACCGAGAAAGCCUGUCUCGAAAAACCAAAAAAAAAAAAAAAAGAGUAGAAAUGUCUGUAGCAAGUUUUCUGCUGUGACAAAUCAUGGAUGCUGGCUUCAUUUAGUACUUAGUUUACACCAGGUGAGUGUAAAUAUGCCACUGUGAGGUCACAUGCUCUUGUUGAAGUCUUUCAAAACUUCUGUAUUCAUCUGAAAGCUGUUCGACUACCAGUCAUGUGGAAUUCCCUUCAUGAAUCUCUAUGCUAAAAGUCAGUGUCUACAGCAAAGUUAUUCUCAGGGCCUACUCAUUGCCUGCUUGUACUGUCCUUGUCAAUUUCUGUACCUUCUUGUUAGUGUUAAAUGGUCUUUUUUAUAUAGACUGAUUUUGGAACUAUGACACUGUCACGUGACUAAAGGAAGUUGCCUUCUACUUCCCUAACAUUUUUUAAAAAUAAAUUAUUUAAUAAAUAAUGUUGAUUGAAA